CUAUUUACACGAAUUGGCGGCCAUAUUGUUUGUACGAUAACCAAACGAGGAUGAAGAAGCAAUAAAGACGAGCGCCAAAUUGAACAGCGCGUCGAAUGUCGAUCCAUCCAAUUGAGAAUGGCAACGGAAAUCAUCACUUUGCAAUCUCACAGAACAGCUUCGGCAGUAAAGAGAAACACAAGGCCAGUCUACACAUGUGUCACAAAUUGAUCCUGUUAGGGCCGGUUGUUCCAUCUUUCGGUAAAUCUCGGCUUAUUCGAUAGAUUAUUACCUAUAGGAUAAAUCUUAUCCGGCAGUUUACCAACUACUUAUACAUGAGCGUUGUUCCACGACUAUUUAUCCUACUGAUAGUUACCUGUUGGUUAAGAGCGAUAUAUCGCGAUAUUUAUUUCCGGAAACGUUUGGCAGCAACUUCAAGUGGGUGCAAACUAACCUAUCACUGAAUUUACUUGGCUGCGUUCAGCGGCCAAUGUAUUGAUAUGUGUUUACCUUCGACAAUCUUAAUCUUUAUUUUCUGAGAUGACCGAAAAAAAAAAGAGAGAGAGAGGUUCCAAUUUCUCUAACAAAGAAGUUGAGAUAUUGGUUUCAAUAAUUCAAGAGUUUAAAAAUAUAAUAGAGUGCAAAAAAACAGAUGCCACAACUUGGCGAGAUAAAGAUGCUGCAUGGGAAAAUGUAGCGAAGGCAUUUAAUUCCAGUUCUGGUGAAGUUUUUCGAUUGAAAAAAGCAUUAAAAGCAAAAUAUGAAGAUAUUAAGAAAAACGUUAAGAAGAAAUUAGCACAUAAUAGAUUAGAAACCUUCAAGACUGGUGGAGGUGAACCACAAAUUCGUUCCUUAACUGGUAUCGAAGAAAAUAUUAUUUCGAUGCUACCAUCAUCUAUAGAAGGUUUACCAUCUGUGUGGGAUAGCGAUCAACUAGGUAUAUAUCAUUUUAUAAGAGUUAUAAAUGGUUUAUGUUACUAG
This is a messenger RNA of Mycetomoellerius zeteki, 960 nucleotides long. Its product is annotated as myb/SANT-like DNA-binding domain-containing protein 4. Gene Ontology annotation, cellular component: nucleus. The coding region runs from base 520 to 960 and encodes 146 amino acids. Lineage: Eukaryota; Metazoa; Arthropoda; Insecta; Hymenoptera; Formicidae. The transcript is spliced from 2 exons. The record is from RefSeq and is a predicted model, not a curated record.